AUGGACACCAUCUUCGUGCUCGGCCAAGAGUCCCGGCAGCGCAUCCUCCAGCGUGCGGCGGCGCGCCUCCCCGGCUGCGCCUACCUCUGCGCCUGGGCGCCCGUGCUCCCGCCCGUCGCCGCCGGCUUGCAGCAGCAGCAGCAGCAGCAGCUUCAGCUUUCUUCUUCGUUGUCUUCUUCGGCCGCCGGUGCUGCGCGUCUGCUCUGCUGCCUCGACGCAUGGCUCCCCGGUUCUGACGACGGCGGCGGCGGCGUGAGCGCGCUGUUCGACGCGUACCGGGGCUCCGUCUGCGCCGCCGUCACCGGGUGCGUGCCCGGGUGGGCGCACGUCGACCGCGCGCCGUACAUGGAGCUGCCGGAGCUCGACCUCGCCGCCUCUUCCUCGCUGCCGGUGCAGCAGCGCUUCUACCAGGAAGCAGGCAUCAAGAUGGCAGCGUUCAUGGGAUGCGAGAGCGGCGAGAUCGAGGUUGGCUUCUCGACGGCGCCGAACGGCGACAGCGGCGGCGGCGCAAGCAGCCUGCAGUCGAGCAUGGAGCAGGUCUUCUCCGAGGACUUCUUCCAGGAGUCGCUGCUCGAGGAGCUGCUGCAGCUGCCACCGACGGGGCCGUCCUCCUCCUCCUCCUCGCUCGUCGGCAGCCCUGCCGACGGCGCCUCCACGUCACUGCUCCGCGCGAUGACGCCCAUGGUGACCUCGUCGUCCGCUACGCCGUCCCCCCGAGAGCCCGCGGUGCAGGCCGUAGCGACGACACCGUCGUCCUCGUCGUCGUCCCGGCUCCACCCUCGCCCUCCGCCGCACCGCGUCCACGUGUCGCCGUUCGCCCGCCACGGCGUCGUCCUCCACUUCCCGAGCGCCGAGGCCGACGACGCCGCCAUGGCGCAGGCGAUGCUCGACGUCAUCUGCUCCCCCACGACGCCCUCGGCGUGGUCGUCGUCCCCCGCGCUGCCCACGUCCGCCAAGCACCGCCCCUGGAUCAGGUCGCCGCGGCGGGCGACGCAGACGACGGCGUUCCGGGCGUACAACGCGGCGCUGGCGCCGCGCCCAGCGGCAUUGCGGCGGCCGCCGGGCGCGCCGGGGCAGGGGCAGCGGAUGAUCAAGAUGGGCAUCUCCAUCCUGAGGAGGAUGCACAUGGUCAGGUGCAGCCAGGAGCGCACCGCCUCGCGGCGAGCCAACGACGACGACGACGAAGCCACGGCCGCGCUGCCGGCGCCGACGAGCAGCCAGCUCCACCAUAUGAUAUCGGAGCGCCGGCGGCGGGAGCGGCUCAACGAGAGCUUCGAGCAAUUAAGAACUUUGCUUCCUCCCGGAUCAAAGAAAGACAAGGCGACAGUUCUUGCCAAGACCCUGGAGUACAUGAACUUGCUCAUAGCUCAAAUCUCCGAGCUUGAAGCCAAGAACCGAGCACUGCAGACCCAGGUCCAGCAACGAGCCAACGGAUCGAGCCCAAUGAUCCGGGCAGUCAACGAGGUUCACCACCACCACCAAUGGCCAACCGCCGCCGGCGGGCCAUCGCCGGAGAGAGUGGAGGUCCAUGUGGUCGGCGGCGGCGGCGCGCCGUCGUCGUCGUCGUCGGAGGUGGUGACCGUGAGGGUGACGGCGAGGGCGGAGGGCGGCGUCGACGUGUCGGAGCUGGUGCUCGCGCUGCUCAAGGAGGCGGGCGGCUUCACGGUGGUGUCCGUCGACGCGAGGCAGCCGGCCGGCGGCGGCGGCAAUGGCGGCGGCGCCGUCGCUCAGGCCACCCUCACGCUACGAGCAACGGCGGCCGAGUUCGACGAGGCAUCGCUCAAGGAAGCAGUGACGAAGGCUGUCGAGAGCUUGGUGGCACCGCCGCCGCCAUUGCCGUAG
Molecule: messenger RNA, 1842 nt
Organism: Oryza brachyantha (malo sina)
Lineage: Eukaryota; Viridiplantae; Streptophyta; Magnoliopsida; Poales; Poaceae
Product: putative transcription factor bHLH041
Exons: 5
Coding region: 1-1842 (613 amino acids)
Molecular function (GO): protein dimerization activity
Source: RefSeq, a predicted model, not a curated record